CAUGAUGCUGGAGCAAGAGGCUGGCAGCCAGCAGUUUUCAAAAUGGCCGAGUUGGACGCUGAUUUGGGUCACAUCAUCCCCUCUUCUGUGCUUGCCCCUUUCUGGGCUAAGUUAGUAGUGGGAUUUGUUUCCCUUGUAUGUUUCGCACGCAGCUACGAUGGAGAUUUUGUCUUUGAUGACUCUGAAGCUAUCAUUAACAAUAAGGACCUCCGAGCGGAAACGCCCCUUGGGGACCUGUGGCAUCAUGACUUCUGGGGCAGUAGGCUGAGCAGCAACACCAGCCACAAGUCCUACCGCCCUCUGACCGUCCUGACUUUCAGGAUUAACUACUAUUUGUCCGGAGGCUUCUAUCCCAUGAGUUUCCACGUGGUCAACAUCCUCCUGCACGGCGGCAUCUCUGUCCUCAUGGUGGACGUCUUCUCCGUGCUGUUUGGCGGCCUGCAGUACAGCAGUAGAGGCCGGCGGUUGAACCUGGCCCCCAGAUCCUCCCUGUUGGCCGCUCUGCUGUUCGCUGCACAUCCGGUACACACUGAGUGUGUUGCUGGUGUUGUCGGCCGUGCAGACCUCCUGGGUGCCCUGUUCUUUCUGUUAUCUUUCCUUGGCUACUGUAAAGCAUUUAGAGAAAGUAACAAGGAGGGAACACAUUCUACGUUCUGGGUGUUGCUGAGUAUCCUCCUGGGAGCGGUGGCCAUGCUGUGUAAAGAGCAAGGGAUCACUGUGCUGGGUUUGAAUGCAGUCUUUGACAUCUUGGUGAUAGGCAAAUUAAAUGUUCUGGAAAUGGUCCAGAAGGUACUACAUAAAGACAAAUCAUUAGAGAACCUUGGCACGCUCAGGAAUGGGGGCCUCCUCUUCAGGAUGACCCUUCUGGCCUCGGGGGGAGCAGGGGUGCUCUACAUGCGCUGGAAAAUCAUGGGCACCGGCCCCCCGGCAUUCACCGAGGUGGACAAUCCCGCCUCCUUCGCCGACAGCAUGCUGGUCAGGGCCAUAAACUAUAAUUACUACUAUUCAUUGAAUGCCUGGCUGCUGCUGUGCCCCUGGUGGCUGUGUUUUGAUUGGUCAAUGGGCUGCAUCCCCCUCAUUAAGUCAGCCGGUGACUGGAGAGUAAUUGCACUGGCAGCACUGUGGUUCUGUCUAAUUGGCCUAAUAUGCCAAGCCCUGUGCUCUGAAGACAGCCACAAAAGAAGGAUCCUUACGCUGGGCCUAGGAUUUCUCAUUAUCCCAUUUCUCCCUGCAAGUAACUUGUUCUUCCGAGUGGGCUUUGUGGUUGCAGAAAGAGUCCUGUACCUCCCCAGUGCUGGGUACUGCAUGCUGCUGACUUUCGGAUUCGGAGCGCUCAGUAAACACACUAAGAAAAAGAAAUUGAUUGCUACUGUCGUACUGGGAAUUCUGUUCAUAAACAUGCUGAGGUGCAUGAUUCGCAGUGGCGAGUGGCGAAACGAAGAACAGCUUUUUAGAAGCGCCCUGUCUGUGUGUCCUCUCAACGCCAAGGUUCACUACAAUGUUGGCAAAAACCUGGCCGAUAAAGGCAAUCAGACAGCUGCCAUCAGAUAUUACCGGGAAGCUGUGAGAUUAAAUCCCAAGUACGUUCAUGCCAUGAACAAUCUUGGAAAUAUCUUAAAAGAAAGGAAUGAGCUACAGGAAGCAGAAGAGCUGCUGUCUUUGGCUGUACAAAUACAGCCAGACUUUGCUGCCGCGUGGAUGAAUUUGGGCAUAGUGCAGAACAGUCUGAAACGGUUCGAAGCCGCUGAGCAAAGCUACCGGACCGCGAUCAAACACAGACGGAAGUACCCGGAUUGCUACUACAACCUCGGACGUUUGUACGCAGAUCUGAAUCGUCAUGUCGAUGCGUUGAAUGCGUGGAGAAACGCCACUGUGCUGAAACCAGAGCACAGUUUGGCCUGGAACAACAUGAUCAUACUCCUUGACAAUACAGGUAAUUUAGCCCAAGCUGAAGCAGUUGGAAGAGAGGCGCUGGAAUUAAUACCUAAUGAUCACUCUCUGAUGUUCUCGUUGGCAAAUGUGCUGGGGAAGUCCCAGAAAUACAAGGAAUCUGAAGCUUUAUUCCUCAAAGCAAUUAAAGCUCAUCCAAAUGCUGCAAGUUACCAUGGCAAUUUGGCUGUGCUUUAUCAUCGUUGGGGACAUCUAGACUUGGCCAAAAAACACUAUGAAAUCUCUCUGCAGCUUGACCCCACUGCAUCAGGAACUAAGGAGAAUUAUAGUCUAUUAAGAAGAAAGCUAGAACAAAAGCAAAAGAAAGACGUCUGA
Puma concolor (puma) is the source of this 2265-nucleotide messenger RNA. The record is from RefSeq and is a predicted model, not a curated record. NCBI's taxonomy places the organism in Eukaryota, Metazoa, Chordata, Mammalia, Carnivora, Felidae.